Molecule: messenger RNA, 1346 nt
Organism: Rhinolophus ferrumequinum (greater horseshoe bat)
Lineage: Eukaryota; Metazoa; Chordata; Mammalia; Chiroptera; Rhinolophidae
Product: protein POLR1D
Exons: 3
Coding region: 106-474 (122 amino acids)
Source: RefSeq, a predicted model, not a curated record
CCGUCGGUAGUCCCUUCCUUCCUGCUUCACUCGCACGUUUCGCGGUAUGGGGCAGAGCCUCUCGUUCGCCAGCACCACCUGAGGAUCCCGGAAGCUGCCCCAGCGAUGGAAGAGGACCAGGAACUGGAGAGGAAAGCAAUAGAUGAACUGCUUAAAGAGGCAAAACGUGGGAAAACGAGAGCAGAAACAAUGGGAGCUAUGGGUUGGAUGAAGUGUCCUCUCGCUGGCACAAAUAAAAGAUUUCUAAUCAACACAAUUAAGAAUACACUGCCCUCCCAUAAAGAGCAAGACCCUGAACAAAAAGAGGGCGAUAAGGAACCUGAGGAAAGCCAGAACCAGAAAGAAGAAAACCGGAAGAAGCACAGAGCCCACCCUUACAAACACGGCUUCCGAGCCCGAGGCACAGCCCGUCAUUCUCCACCGAGGGAGCGGAGCAGCCAGGACAAGUACGAAAAGCGGUCAAACAAGCGAUGAGGCAGGACGGAGUGUGAGCAAGACUGUCCCCAGCCAUGAGUGGUGUUAUUUCUGGGACUGGGGCUGUGCAGAGAGGGUUAUCAGGGACAGGCCUUGAGUUGGCAGAGCAAACAUCUAAGAGUGAUUUUUUUAUAGUAGGUCCUUUGUUGUGAAACACGCAGAAAAUGACCUAGAAACUCUCCAGGGAAAUUAGUGUAAAGAGACUUGCUCUGAAGAUGUGUUCGCAGGUUUAAGCUACUUCAGCAGUGGUAUACAUAUGUAUUGUUUCUAUUCUGUCUUGUUUAGAAGUUGGUUUCAAAAUACAUCUAGAAUGUAAAGGUUUUCAGAGAUUGUAAAAACUAGUUGCAAUUUUUUUGAUGUGCUGCACAUGUGGUCAUUUGUCAAAAUUUCUCCAAAAAUGAAAUACUUAUAAAUCCUAUACUUUACCUUUUUGGGUGACAAACUUAAAAUUUAGAAAUCGCCUGGCCAGUAAUCAUUUCAGAAAAGUUGUAGCCUUCCAAGGGCUAGAAAUCUACCAAGGAACUCUUUCAUAACUCUGCCUUUGUUUUCCUUUCAGUGAACAAUAUGGGAAAUUCUCAAAAUGGCUUGGAAUUUAGUGCUCUGUGUCAAUGCGCAGAGGUUGAAAAUGAUUCUGUUGUUCCUUGUGCAAUCUCAGACGUAUUCCUCAGUUAGAACAAUUUUUCUAUACUUAAUUUUUUUUGACUAUGUAAGUUUUAAGUGGUGCUUUUAAAAGAACCCCCCAAAAUUAAAAUGAACAUAAUUAUUUUAAUGCUAUGUCUUAUUUAGCUAAAGACCUAUAAUACCACUCUUAGUAUAAUUGUUUCAGAAAUCUUAAUUUUAAAUAAAAAUGUGUUUACAAGGCUUUUUUUGUU